Molecule: messenger RNA, 2482 nt
Organism: Hippoglossus stenolepis (Pacific halibut)
Lineage: Eukaryota; Metazoa; Chordata; Actinopteri; Pleuronectiformes; Pleuronectidae
Gene: ndor1
Product: NADPH dependent diflavin oxidoreductase 1
Exons: 15
Coding region: 134-1915 (593 amino acids)
Cellular component (GO): cytosol
Molecular function (GO): FMN binding; flavin adenine dinucleotide binding; NADPH-hemoprotein reductase activity
Source: RefSeq, a predicted model, not a curated record
UCACAAGUCGAAUCGGGCGUUGCCGUAAAGUGUGAAAUAGUGUUGAGAAUGCGGAAGUGAUGUGCUCGCUCAGCUGUUUAUUAUCAGACUUUAUUUAAAAGUGACUCUGGAGCAGCAGCGAGAAUCAGUCGUAAUGUCGAAGCCCAGUCUCCUGGUCCUGUACGGGAGUCAGACUGGAACCGCCCAGGACACGGCUCAGAGGAUCCUACGACAGGCCAAGAGGAAGUGGCUGCAGGUUCAGGUGUUUCCUCUGGACAGUUACAACGUGGCCGACCUGAUCUCAGAGCCUCUGGUGGUUUUCGUGUGUGCCACCACCGGACAAGGAGAAGCUCCAGACAACAUGAAGAACUUCUGGAGGUUUCUCUUUAAGAAGUCUUUACCUGUUGGAUCUCUCAGUCGGCUGGACUGUGCCGUUCUGGGCCUCGGGGACUCGUCCUAUCCAAAGUUCAACUUUGUGGCCAAGAAGCUCCAUAAGCGGCUCCUGCAGCUCGGUGCCCGUGUGCUGCUUCCUGUCGGGCUGGUCGAUGACCAACAUGACCUGGGUUCGGACGCUGUGAUCGACCCGUGGCUCACGUCAUUUUGGGAGGAGGUGUUGGUCUUGUAUCCGUCUGUGGCUGAUGUGGCUCCACUGAGGGAAGACGAACCACUCCCCCCAACAUACAUGUUCCACUUCCUGGAUGAUGUGAAGGAGGAGGCCGACCACAGGCUGAGGAACACGGAGCAAACUGUCCACUCCGCGUCUCAAGCCUUUCCUGCCAGACUGGUGUCCAACAGGAGAGUAUCAGACGUGUCCCACUUCCAGGAAGUGAGGCACAUAGAGUUCGACAUCACUGGAUCCAACAUCCAGUUUGGUGCCGGAGACGUGGUGAACAUGCGUCCCUGUAACGCACCAGAAGACGGACGACAAUUCUGCCAACUGCUGAGAUUAGAUCCAGACGCCAGAUUCACGCUGAGCGCCACGGACAACACUGCAGUUCCAGCCAGACUCCCUCAGCCUUGCACUGUGCGCCACCUGGUGGAGAGCUACCUGGACAUCGGCGCUGUGCCUCGCCGCUCCUUCUUUGAGCUGCUGUCCACGUUCGCCACCAACGAGCUGGAGCGGGAGAAGCUGGUGGAGUUCAGCUCGGCUGCAGGUCAGGCCGAGCUGCACAGCUACUGCAACCAGCUGCGACGCACCGCACUGGAGGUUUUGACGGAUUUCCCAAACACUACAGCCGAACUCCAAGUGGAUUAUCUCCUGGAUCUUUUCCCUGAGAUCCAGCCUCGAUCUUUCUCCAUCGCCUCCUCGCUCCAGGUUCAUCCAAACAGGCUUCAGAUCCUCGUAGCUGUUGUUCGCUACAAAACCAAGUUGUAUAAACCACGAAGAGGCCUCUGCUCCAGCUGGUUAUCCUCCCUGGACCCUGAACAAGGGGACGUGCGUGUUCCUCUGUGGGUGAAGAAGGGAAGUCUGAAGUUCCCUAAAGAGCAGGACACUCCUGUGAUCAUGGUCGGACCUGGAACCGGAGUGGCACCGUUCAGGUCGGCGUUACAAGAGAGGACCGCUGAGGGAAAGACCGCCAACGUCCUGUUCUUCGGCUGUCGCUCCGAGUCCAAGGACUUUUACUUCAGGUCAGAGUGGGAGGAGAUGACGGAGGCCGGACAUCUGACCCUCUUCACGGCCUUCUCACGAGACCAGGAGGAGAAGGUGUACGUGCAGCACCGUGUGACGGAGAACGCUGCGCUCCUCUGGGAUCUGAUCGCUAAUAAACGUGGCUGCUUCUACAUCGCUGGAAACGCUAAACAGAUGCCAGCCAGCGUGAGCGACGCGUUGAAAGGUGUCUUCCAGCAGGAGGGGGGCGUGUCCUCAGAGGAAGCCGAGCAAAUGCUGGUGGCCAUGGAGAGGGCGGGGCGACUCCAGAGCGAGACGUGGUCAUGAUCACGUGUCGACGUGUUGCCUGUGACACCGAAUCGAGGCCGUUUGUUCACGAGCUUGUUUGGUCUGUGCCUUCAUCACAUGGUUCCAGCUUCUUCUCAUCAGACAGAACAACUGAGCUGCUGCUGAAAUAUGAGGAAACCGACUCUGAGACGUUUCUCUGAAGGUAGAGAACAGAGAAAAGUGCAGGAGGAUAAAAACCUGAAGAUGAGAAGACUCCUCCUCCUCCUCCCACACACUCAUAAAUAUCAGUCUGAUUAUUUUCAUCAAGAUCCAUGAAUUAUUCUGAGAAGCAUCAAGGUUGAGAAGCGUCUUCUCCUCUUUCAUGAAAUCAAAGUUGAUUAUUGAGUAAAUUAUGAAAAAGUCAAUUUGAUUAGUAAUGUGGAAGAUUAUUAAAAUGUCCGGCUUGUUUUCACAUUAAGGCUGAAAAUGAAUAGUCUUUUUUUACUUUAUUCAAUCAAAUAUUUCUUGGGCAUUUAAACGUUUACACUUAUUUUAUUUGACUUGUCUCGUGUAGUUAAAUGUAAACUAUCUGGAUUAAAUCUCAUAUUGACGGCAUUAAAACCCAAA